Cicer arietinum (chickpea) is the source of this 1195-nucleotide messenger RNA. Its product is annotated as zinc transporter ZTP29-like. NCBI's taxonomy places the organism in Eukaryota, Viridiplantae, Streptophyta, Magnoliopsida, Fabales, Fabaceae. The record is from RefSeq and is a predicted model, not a curated record. Gene Ontology annotation, biological process: zinc ion transmembrane transport. Gene Ontology annotation, molecular function: zinc ion transmembrane transporter activity. Gene Ontology annotation, cellular component: membrane.
UAUACGUGCUGUGUAACGUUAUGUAUCCACGCAUGCAUUAACCCUUGUCGUUUUCAAAAUUGAUUUCCUUGCAUUCCAAUUCUGAGCAUUAUCGUCCUCAUGGAUUCUCAAUUCUUGCUGGGUAUCGCCCUCUCAUCCAUUGGUGGAUUCAGCACUUCAAUUGGUGCACUUUUUGUAAUAAUGAGUCAAGCUCCAAGUUUGAAGAUGCUUGGACUAUUACAGGGUUUUGCUGCUGGUUUGAUGCUGAGCAUAUCAUUCUUUGAUCUUGCUCAUAAUGCUUUGAACUCACUUGGCUUCCUCAGAGGCAACCUUUGGUUUUUUUCUGGUGUCGUAUUCUUUGCUGUUGUUGCUCACUUUAUACCAGAACCAACAGUUCCUCCUCCAGAUAAGAAGAGUAAAAAGGUUGGAAAUGAAGAAAACAAGAACAUGAUGAAAAAACGUCGCCGUCAGGUUUUAUUCAGUGGAAUUAUUACAGCAAUAGGUAUAAGCUUACAUAAUUUUCCAGAAGGAAUGGCAGUGUACCUUGGAUCCAUGAAGGGUCUUCGUGUUGGUCUUAACCUUGCAUUGGCAAUUGCACUGCACAAUAUCCCUGAGGGUGUUGCUGUUGCACUUCCUGUUUAUUUUGCCACAGAGAGUAAAUGGCAGGCAUUCAAAUUGGCAUCACUUUCUGGCCUUGCUGAGCCCUUGGGUGUUAUUAUUGUAGCAUGUCUAUUCCCUACCAGCCUAAAUCCUGAGAUUCUUGAGGGUCUGCUUGCAUCAGUUGGUGGAGUUAUGGCUUUUUUGACCCUUCAUGAAAUGCUUCCAUUGGCUUUUGAGUAUGCGGGACAUAAGCAAUCUGUUAAGGCUGUCUUCUGUGGGAUGGCUUUCAUGUCUGCAAGCCUGUAUUUUCUACGUAUCAGCUUACCAGAGGACAGUGGCUUAUAGCUGGGAACUACAUAUAUUUUCAGAAUGAAACUCACAAACUUGCAAUGACAAUAUUGUGCAACACAAUCAAUAGGGGGAUUAGGGGAUAUCAUAGGAAAUGUAGGAUAUGUUUCAGCUAUAGUUUCAUCUCCAUAUAAUGCCCGGUUAUCUUUAUAAUUCAUAAUUUGUAUAAAUUUGUUUAUUUAUAACAUGGAGAAUAAAAAACAAUUAUAAACAGCAUAAAUAUGAAAUACCAUAGAGAUGAAAAUUAAACUUUGACUUGCAGUUCCUA